Messenger RNA from Rhodamnia argentea, 810 nucleotides. RefSeq names its product nucleoside diphosphate kinase 1. The record is from RefSeq and is a predicted model, not a curated record. The transcript has 4 exons. Gene Ontology annotation, biological process: GTP biosynthetic process; CTP biosynthetic process; UTP biosynthetic process. Bases 98 to 544 code for a protein of 148 amino acids. Gene Ontology annotation, molecular function: nucleoside diphosphate kinase activity. Lineage: Eukaryota; Viridiplantae; Streptophyta; Magnoliopsida; Myrtales; Myrtaceae.
UAAAUACCAAGUCCGGGUCCUCCGUUCCACUAUCCCAGCCCUCCCUCUCUCUUUGGCUCUCUACCCCGCCUCUUCCCACUUGAACACACCCCGAAAGAUGGAGCAAACAUUCAUCAUGAUCAAGCCUGAUGGGGUCCAGAGAGGCCUUGUUGGUGAAAUCAUUGGCAGGUUUGAGAAGAAAGGAUUCUCCUUGAAAGGUCUUAAGCUCGUCAGUGUGGACCGUCCUUUUGCCGAGAAGCAUUAUGCAGACCUCUCUGCGAAGCCCUUCUUCAGUGGCCUGGUCGAUUAUAUCAUUUCUGGCCCCGUCGUUGCUAUGGUUUGGGAGGGCAAGGGCGUUGUGACCACUGGGAGGAAGAUUAUUGGAGCCACCAACCCUGCAGAAUCUGCUCCUGGAACCAUCCGUGGUGAUUUUGCCAUUGACAUUGGCAGGAAUGUCAUCCACGGAAGCGACUCGGUCGAGAGCUCAAGGAAGGAAAUUGCACUGUGGUUUCCUGAAGGCAUUGUGAGCUGGCAAAGCAGCGUUCACCCCUGGAUCUACGAGUAGAUUCUCAUGGGCUGCGAUUCUGUUUUCUGCUCAUCUAAAUUUUUAGUUUAAUGUAUUAUCAACUGCUGAGCUUUUGAUUCGCAUUGUCGUGAGUGUCUGGUCUGGUUGUCCGCAUUGUCCUUGCCUGUCUUUAUGACUGCAGGUGCAACUUGCCUGUGUUUACAACUGCAGAUGCACUUAGAACGAUAUAUGAUUUUUGGUAGAUGUCUGGUGGUGAUUCUAGUUGAGUCGUCAUGAUUUUCCUGGUAAAGAUCUAAUUAGAACUU